AUGAUUGGUGGUGGCCGAGCUCUGAAGUCGAAGAAGCUGAUGUCGCGUUUUAUUGGUCUGUUUCAAAUUACGGAAAGAGUAGGAGAAGUAGCUUAUCAUAUUGCUUUGUCGCUGAUGCUUGCGAAUAUGCAUAAUAUAUUUCAUGUGUCUCAGUUGAGGAAAUAUAUUGUGGAUCCUUCUCAUGUGAUCCAAGUGGAUGAUUUACAUGUGAAAGACAACCUGACAGUUGGAGCAUUGCCUGUGAGGAUUGAAGAUCGGAAGUUGAAGCAGUUACGUGGUAAAGGGAUAGCAUUGGUCAGAGUAGCUUGGGGAGGAUAA
This is a messenger RNA of Vicia villosa (hairy vetch), 318 nucleotides long. RefSeq lists its product as uncharacterized. The transcript has a single exon. NCBI's taxonomy places the organism in Eukaryota, Viridiplantae, Streptophyta, Magnoliopsida, Fabales, Fabaceae. The record is from RefSeq and is a predicted model, not a curated record. The coding region runs from base 1 to 318 and encodes 105 amino acids.